ACGACAAGAAACAUAUCUCAGAGACUCAAAACGGUUUGUGCCCCUCUCUCUUCGCCACACACGUACGCACACACGCGAAGCACGCACAAAUAAAUACCACAGGGACAGACAGAGAGAGAGAAAGGCAGAGUCUUUGAAGACAAAACUGUUUUCUUUUUUGAGGGUCUGGAUUGGUUUUUGCAGGUGAAAAAUGGAAGCUAAAGAGGAAGUUAUUUCUGUUGAGCUCCCUGCUCCUCCUGCUUGGAAGAAAAUGAUGGGCAGAGCUUUUGACAAGAUUAAAGUGAAGCAUCAUUUUUGUGAUUAUGAAGUAUAACAAAUUUUGAAACAAGCUGAUAAAUUAAACUUCUAAAAUUCAAACAAAUAGAGGAUAAUAGGCCAUUGAUAUUGUUUAUAGGAUAGACCUUUUAGAAGGAGAUAUUUCUCCCAGUUUUUGAGGAUACAGACUACUUCUGUGUAGUUUCUAUUUCAAAUCAUAGUACUGAAAGUAUUUGCCAAAGAGAGCAGGUACACCAAGGAAGAGUGAAAUCAUGUUUAUUGCUCCAACUGGCGAAGAGAUUAAUAACAGGAAACAGAUGGAGCAGUACCUAAAAUCACACCCUGGUAAUCCUGCGAUAUCAGAGUUUGAUUGGGGAACUGGUGAGACACCCAGGAGAUCAGCGAGAAUCAGUGAGAAGUCCAAGGCAACUCCAACUCCGGAUAAGGAGCCCCCAAAGAAGCGAGGCCGAAAAUCGUCAGGUUCAAAGAAGGAUAGCAAGGAAACGGAAACUACUCCUGAAAAAGGCGAAGGUGAGAAAGAAGUCCAAAUGCAAGAUGCAGAGGAAGCUGGGAAGGAAAAUGAAGAGGCAGGCAAAGAGAAUGACGUUACCAAGGAAAAUCAGGUCCAGGAAGGAGAUAAAAAAGAAUCUGUUCAGACAAAGAAUGCUGAGAAUGCAGGAGCUGAGAAUGCCCAGCUCGCAAUGGAAGUUCAAGAGCAGGAAAAUGCAGAUGCAUCACUGAAGAACAAACCUGCCAAAGAAGCUGGUUCUGGUGAAGGCUCCGCAGGAAAGAUGCCACAAACUGAGAUUGAGAAAGAGACUUUCUCAGGUGAGAAGGAUAUCCCAGAUGCUGUAACUGUGGAAGCAAAUGAAGGAGCAGAGAAAGGGAAUGCUAAUGGUCCUAAUGGAACUGUUCCUGCAUCUGAGGGAGAGGUUAAAGAGAAACUAGGUAUUCAGGAGAAUGAUGCUAAGUGUAACAUCUCUGUAGAUGGAAAAGCCAAUACAACAGAUGGCGAAAUCACAGAAAAUGGUAAGGAUAGCCAAACAGGGCAAACUGAUGCUCCUCAAAAUCCAGCUCCUCCUGUGAGCUGCUGAAUGUACUGCACUACCGCCCAUAAUCUGUAGUUCUCUUGUCAUAGCGCUGCCUAUUUUAGUUCUGGUGACUUUUUGGAUUCUGUGGAUGACUGUAACAUUAGCAUUGUAACUGCUAGAUGUCAUUAUAUGUCGAUACUAGAUUUUAAUGUAUUUAGGUAAAUUAUGUUUCACAUCAGAUUAGGUCGUAGUUGCUGCAGCUUUUAUUACAUUGUGCAGGAUCUCAAGAUUGUAGACUUUUGAACUGUCCUCAACUGUUAUGGGUAGCUUCUAAACUAAAUAUUAUUUGCUUUGCUGCUGCUU
Molecule: messenger RNA, 1649 nt
Organism: Hevea brasiliensis (rubber tree)
Lineage: Eukaryota; Viridiplantae; Streptophyta; Magnoliopsida; Malpighiales; Euphorbiaceae
Product: methyl-CpG-binding domain-containing protein 11
Exons: 3
Coding region: 528-1349 (273 amino acids)
Molecular function (GO): DNA binding
Source: RefSeq, a predicted model, not a curated record